Spinacia oleracea (spinach) is the source of this 1064-nucleotide messenger RNA. Its product is annotated as peroxisome biogenesis protein 19-1. The record is from RefSeq and is a predicted model, not a curated record. NCBI's taxonomy places the organism in Eukaryota, Viridiplantae, Streptophyta, Magnoliopsida, Caryophyllales, Amaranthaceae. Gene Ontology annotation, biological process: protein import into peroxisome membrane. The transcript is spliced from 5 exons. Gene Ontology annotation, cellular component: peroxisome; peroxisomal membrane. The coding region runs from base 150 to 887 and encodes 245 amino acids.
CCCACAACACAUUUCAAGUUUCAACCAUAUCAUCGUUCAGUCAUCCAAAUUCUUCUCUCCAGUCUUCACGAUUCCUACCUCCCCGGAAAAUUUUCCAGAAUUUAGCCCUCCGGAAUUCUGCUGCAAUAGAGAAUUUCUAGGGCAGUUUGAUGGCCUCAAACGCUGAUGAUUUGGACCAGCUCUUAGACAGUGCUUUGGAUGAUUUUCAGACCCUGAAUGUCAGUUCAUCUCAAAGAAACGAAGAGAAAAAGGAAAAAGAAGAGAAACCAUGUUUACCCGCAAAUGUUCAAGGGUUAGGGUUAGGGUUGCCUGAUUUGAAGUCCAAAAAAAAGGGUAAACAAAAGGUUCCUAAUCCUACAGAUUCGCAUGUCUCUGAGACUCUAGAUAAGCUCAGGCAGCAAACAAGGGAGGCAGUUAAGAAUAUGGAGUCGAUUUCCGGGGCUCCGAAAGCAGGGGAGGAUUUGGGUAAGGACGCAAUGAUGGAGGAUUGGGUUAAACAGUUUGAGGAGCUUGCUGGUUCUCAGGAUAUGGAGUCCAUUGUAGAGACAAUGAUGCAACAGCUCUUGUCCAAGGAUAUCCUCUACGAGCCCAUGAAAGAAAUUGGAGAAAGAUAUCCAAAAUGGUUGGAGGAGCAUAAAUCUAGUUUGAGUGAUGAAGAUUAUACACGUUACUCUCACCAGUACGAGCUUAUACAAGAGCUGAAUGGAGUUUAUGAUAGGGACCCUGGUAACUUCUCCAAAAUUGUAGAGCUCAUGCAGAAAAUGCAAGAAUGUGGCCACCCACCAAAUGAUAUUGUGCAUGAGAUUGCUCCCGACUUUGAUUUAGCAACCCUCGGCCAAAUAUCACCGGAAAUGCUAGAGGCUCAACAAAAUUGCAGUAUAAUGUGAAUGUGAGAUCGACACAUAACAGCUUUUUGCUUUGCGUUUUAGUUACUUUCUUCCAAAUGUUUGUUGGCAAUGGUAUGCCUUAAACUUUGAUCUGUAACUAAAUUUUCUAUUAUUUGGCAGAAAAUCUCAUAUCCUAAUAUUUGAGUAAUUAGGAGUACCAAGUUUCUUGUUCGACCA